This is a messenger RNA of Amphiprion ocellaris (clown anemonefish), 2556 nucleotides long. RefSeq names its product nucleic acid binding protein 1a (gene nabp1a). The record is from RefSeq and is a predicted model, not a curated record. Gene Ontology annotation, biological process: mitotic cell cycle checkpoint signaling; double-strand break repair via homologous recombination; response to ionizing radiation. Gene Ontology annotation, molecular function: DNA binding. Gene Ontology annotation, cellular component: SOSS complex. Lineage: Eukaryota; Metazoa; Chordata; Actinopteri; Pomacentridae. Bases 1019 to 1687 code for a protein of 222 amino acids. The transcript is spliced from 6 exons.
AUGUUGACGUAGUUUUUGGGGCAUUGUUGAAGUAGGGUAAACCGUAGUGAACAGCUAGUACUGACUUUUAAAUAGCGAUUUGGAGCUUUAGUAUCGUUUAGAUAUAAUCAGGACAUCUAAUAUAUGGCUUUUCGAAUAACAGAAACGGUGUAGGGGAACACAGAUAGAUACAGACACACUAGUCGUGUAACAAAGCAUUUGGCCAGACUGCGCGCUAACAAAGCUACCAGUUCCUUAUACUUACAAGAGCCACACAAAGGAAAAGAGGCGGAUAGGGUUGAAAGCAUUAACGCCAAAUUGAGUUGUCGGAGAAUGUUCUUAUCUCCAAAAUAGUUGGCAGUACAGACAAUGUGUCAAGCUGUAGUCAUACUUUGAGUCGUUUGAGUGGUAUUCGUUAAACAAACAGUUCAGACUGGACAGCGAGACUGGAUUUGUCAGCCAGGAUUGGCACUGUUUUAUCAGAUUUAGGUAGCUUGGCCAAUUGCAUCGUUAAAUCGUAACCAGCUACAUUAGUACGCUUUUCACGUUAACUACUGCUAUGUGAAGAAUGAAGCUGCCAUUAUGGCGAUAAUCGUUGAAAGCGAGAUGCCCAGAGACUCGUUUCUUCAAAUUAGAAGAAGGUAGCUGACUACGACCUAGCAAAUAUUUAGCGAAGUGUUCCUUAGCAUAGCUAUCAAGCUACCAAAUUUAGUCCUCCUGCUAGUGUUAGUUAGUAGUGAAAAGGGCAGUUAUCUUUCAGCUCUUACGUCCACUGUCACGACCGUUUAUAGCAUUAACUCGAAUGUAGUCGAUUUCCGGAGAAGCUGAGCGUUGUUUGUAACGUUAAAAACAGUUAAGGGAAAGUUACAGUGAGUGAAGUGGGGUUUAGUUGACGUUCGGCUAACAGGCUAAUUGAUUAGCUGGGCUAAAGCUAGCGCUAUAGCAACCCAUUACAAAGUAACGACAGCCCGCACUCAUAGCUGCUGAGCAAGUGACAGGAAGGGAACCAAUAGUGAUUUUUUUUUUCUCGAACUUAACAAUGGCAGCCCCAGCAAACGAGGCCUUGUUUUUGAUUAAGGAUGUGAAGCCUGGGUCGAAAAAUUUGAAUAUUGUGUUCAUCGUUUUGGAAAUAGGACGAGUGACUAAAACGAAGGAUGGCCAUGAGGUGCGCUCAUGCAAGGUAGCAGACAAGAGCGGGAGCAUAGCAAUCUCUGUUUGGGAUGAACUCGGCAGCCUUAUCCAGCCAGGGGACAUCAUCAAGCUAACCAGAGGCUAUGCAUCCAUGUGGAAAGGCUGCCUGACCCUGUACACUGGAAGAGGAGGAGACCUCCAGAAGAUUGGAGAGUUCUGCAUGGUGUAUUCAGAAGUGCCCAACUUCAGUGAACCAAACCCAGAGCUGCUAGCCCAAGCGAACCAGCAAAACAAGUCUGGUAAGCCUGACCAGAACCAGAGAGGAAACUCUCCACCCAAUCAGAAUUCAGGUACACCUGCCCCACCAGGUAACGGUGCCAUGCCACCAUUUGCCAACAACAACAACAACCCACCAUCCGGUGCGCCUCGUGACCCCGCAUUUGGGAACGUUGGGCGGCCCAAUGGCCGGUCACCUGGAAAUGGAGCACCCCCGGUUACUGCUGCUGGACCACCAACAGCCACAAAGUCCUCAGUUACCAUUAGCAACGGCAGGGAUCCACGACGUGCCAAAAGAUGAAAUUGGGGUUGGGGGGGAUCGUGUGAGAAAACUACGGACAUCCCCAUUUCCCCCUGCCCUUUUUUAACCUUCCCACUCCUCCUCCACAACAGCCCAUGUUGGCUUUCAAAAUAAAUUAAGUUGGGGACUACAUGCAUAAUUUUUAUACAGGCUAACAUAGUCAAAUGUUGUUUGUUAUGCAUAGUGCGAGUACUAAUGCUCUCAGUAAGCAGCACAGUGUGAUUAUGAUCUACCACUUGAUGCACUAUCAAGAUUCUUGCAUAGAUGAGACCUGGUGGUUGUUAUGGUCAGCUUCUCAGUCUAAACCCUUGUCCUGUAAAUCUCACUUCAAAUUGCCACUUCUGUGCCAGUGUUACCUCCCCUGCACACCAACCAAACCCCUACCCCUCUUAUUUUCUUUCAAACUAUACACCCUACUUGAACACUUGAUGCACUUUCUUCUCUUAAUUUAUGUUGAGGCUUGGCUGUCAUUUAAAUCAGGAAAUCAAUUUCUGCUUUUGUUUAAUUGUGGAAAAGGCCUUAAGUUGGUGAAAAUGAGUUUUUGGACUGAAUGCCCGAGGGAAAUUCUUCAAAGGGUCUUCCCUCUUUUAACCAAACUGUAUCCGAAGUGACUCUGUGAAAGGAAAGGUGUUAGUUUUGAAUUUUUACUGAUAGGUAGGUAGGUAGGUAGAUCGAUAUGAAACAGUUCUUUUUCUUGAGACAUGUUUUUCUUGUUUGCCAUCAACUGUACCUUUUAUCAAGGUGGGACCACUUAAAUACUGGCAGAACGGUUCACCAAUAAAUUUAGAGUACUUUUGCUGCCACUUUUUGUUUUCUGUAGUCUGAGAACUUAAAUUACUAUUAAUGUCAAUAAAAUGUCAUGUUGCUCA